Lymnaea stagnalis (great pond snail) is the source of this 10569-nucleotide messenger RNA. Lineage: Eukaryota; Metazoa; Mollusca; Gastropoda; Lymnaeidae. The record is from the annotation of a GenBank genome assembly.
AGGCAACCGGAUGAAGCGGAUUGGAAGACCUGGAACUGGUUAGUUUUGUGAGCCCUGAGCAAAAGUAAGCAUACAUUUUUAUACUUUAUAAAAUACGUGUGGAAUUGAAAAUAUUAAAAUUAUUCAUUAAAGAGUGUCUAUAUAAUUUUAAAGUUUUGUUAGGUUGGUUGGUACUUAUGUGUCCCGAUUUGGUGAGUGUGGACAGUAAAUCAGUUACAGUUACAGUGUGAAGUGAGUGUAGUGUAGUAACUUAAGUAACUUUAUUUAUUUAAGUUGAAAAUGUAACUGUUAACUGUUAACACUAGGCCUAGGACUUAGACUAGAUAUGAAAAACAGUAACAGAAUAUCCGCGUAACUUAUUCACCUAUUAUAAACUAUAAUAAUUGAUAAACUGCAUUCAAGUUGUGUAAAGGAAAUAUAAGAACAAGGUAUGCUAAACUUGAAUUAAUAAUUAAUAGACAGGACAAAAGAUUUGGAAGUUUCAAAAAGAAGUAUGACAAGUAACAGAGCACAUUAAAACAGUAAAAAAACACUAUAAUAGAUUUCCUUUUGUUGCUGCUGGAAUAUGUCCACAAUUAAGGCAUGGUUAGAGAGGAUGAGAAUGAGAGAAAUGAAGUAGUAAAGAUUGCACAGCAACAAAAGGAAAUCUCUUAAUUUUUGUACUGUGCUCUGUUCUGUUACUUGUCAUAAUUCUUUUUGUCUUGUUUGCUGAUGAAGGCUCUAAGCCAAAACGUCCAAAUAUUUUGUCUUGUCUAUUUAUUCAAGUUUAGCAUACCUUGUUCUGAUAUUUAAUUAUAAACUAUUUGCCUAAAUAAUUAGUAAAUAGAACAAAGAAUAAAUAAUUAGAUUAUAUUAUGGUGUCUUUUACUAUUGACACUAUUGUGUGAGCAUUACAUAAUUAUUUAACUAGGCUUUUUAUGCUUAGGUUCUGUCAUUUUAUUAAUUACCUGGCUGGGUAUUUCUUAAUUUUAGCUUAAUUAAUCCCUUCAAGUCCAAGUUCAAGCUCAUUACAAUUUUUUAAAUAUGCAAACACAUAAAUUUCAUUCCUCUUUAAAAGUGGUGGAUUAUGAAAGUGAUUUGAUGUUAAAAUAAUGUCUAUCAUCUAUUUUGGGUUUGUUCGCAAAUUACGUCAAGCAAAAAAUGACCUUUUUAGACAAGUGUAACAAAUUCUUUACCCCCUCCCCCCCUUCCCACCAUUAGUGUUACAGCACACCUAAAAAAAAUAAAAACAUACAUAAAAUUAAACAUACAUAAAAUUUUAAUAACUAAACUAAGAUUUUAUUUUAUUCUUUAACAUAUUCCCAUAAUGAUAAUGGAUUAUCAUGUAGUAUUAUUAUAUAUUUUAUUAUUAUAAAUCUGUGACGCGAAACAACGAAGUCAUCCCCGCGCUGAAUGUAAAAUGGCCACAACAGUUUUCGUCCAAAAGGUGUGCCCGACUGAGGUUCACAUUACCAAUAAUACCUGAGGCAAUUUUGACCUACAAUUAAUGUUUUUAAAAUUAAUUGAAAAAAGAUUUUUCAAAAUUAGAAAAUUUUAGAUUAAAAAAAAAAAAUAAUAUAAAAAAUUGUGACGUCACAAAUUCUCGAACCCUCCCCCCCCACCCCCCACGCCCCCCGAAGCAUGAUGUAAUUUGUUAACGACCCUAUUGUCCAAGUGAAGAAAUUAAAUUUUUAACAAACAUAGAUAAUAGUAUAAUGAUUGAAAUAGCAACAUUAUUAACAUUCAUUAUUAAAUACUAAUACUACUAAUGCUAUUUCAAUAUUUACAAUAAUAAAAAUGAUAAUAUAUUGUUUAAAAAAACUGAAGAGAAAAGGUAAAGAUUUUUCAGAAUUUAAAUUAUAUUAAUAAUUAAUUUUGAAUUUUUGCAUUUCACUUUAUAUUUUAUGUAGCGAUAUUAAAGUGAAGUCAAGAUGAGCAAAUUACCUACUGGGCCAAGAAAUGCUCAUAUUCAAAGAUCACAGGGAGCAGAUACAAAUAUUAUGAAAUUUUACAUAACUCAAAACUCAACUACAUAUGGAGCACGCAAUGAAAAGUUUCAACCCCGUCAAGUUAGACAUAGAGGCACUGGUUACCUCAGUAAUUUUCGCCCUGGUGUUUAUUAUAAUAGGAGACUUGAUGAUGUCGACAACCCAGCCAUGAGGUGAGCAUAGCAAUAUUUUAAAGUUAAUAAAAAAAAAGAUUUUAAGUGGUUGCUUGUCACACAUACAUAUUACCGAUGUCAAUGGUGCAUUUUAUUACAGCAAGAGGGUUAAUAAGUUUAAAGUCUCACCUUUUUUUAACCACAACUAUUUUUUCCAAAGUAAUUCUUGGUAUUAAAAAUAGACUUUUAGAUUAUGUUAGCUAACUACAUAUACAUUUCUUAACAUCUUAAUUUGUUUUACUUUAUAAGGCGUAUCUGUGACGGCAAUUAUCGUUCAGUAACCCAAUUAGACUACCAGGCUUACAGAGAUCCUUCAGGAUUAGAGACUUUUCCAUUUAGUGUACAUUAUAGCCCUUCUGCUUUUGGUAGACACAAGGCCUUAACUGUACCUAAAGAAAAUGAGGUAACUGUAUUUUAAAAUCUUGAAUGAUAUUUAUUAAAUUUUUAAAGAGAAUGUCAGAUUUGUAUGCUUUGAUUAUGUUUUUUAUGAUAAUAUAAUUAUGAAAUUUUCUUACUUUACCCCACUUGGGGAAUAUGCCGUUUACAAGUGUCCUCAAUUCAACUCAUCCUAUGCUUUCCUUUACUGUUAUUUUCAUGUGUGUUUGUGUUUACUGUGCCUACCUCUAGCUCAAAUCCCUAUGUGUUCUUUUGCAGUCCUCUCUUCAUUUUUCCCUUGUGAGUUCCAUGAUGAGUGUCUGGUUAUGUUUCCUAUGAACUUCCAUCUUUUCCUUGUGACAUCUUCAACAAUAGGUUCUUGAUAAUCAACUCUAGUGAGUCUUUUUUGCUGAUGGUGUAUACUUGUAUACUUAUGUAAAUUGUUCUAUUCAGGUGAAGGUUCAUUUCAUUGAUCAACGAAUAGGAAGUGCACCAGCCAGUAUACUACCAAAACAUAAACCCCUUUUGCAUAAACUUCAAGGAAAAGAUCCAGUAGAGCAAGAAAAUUAUGGCUAUGUAAGUUGUUGCAUACACUAUUGACUAUGAUAGCUGUUGAUUAAUGCUUGAAAUGGAAAGGUGUUGUUUUUGCUCAUUUUUGAAAAGGAAAGAUGUUGAUAAAUGAUUUAAUGUUUAGUGUUGAGUUGGUUAUGCAGAGCUAUACCAGUUAUGUAAUUUGUAUUUAUAGUAACUUUUGUCUUCUUGGCGUGUAAUCUUUAGUACUUCAUUUCUCUCUUCCUCUCUAACCAUGCGUUAAUGGUGGACAUGCUCCAAUAUUCUUAUGACUUUAUUCUAAUGAAAUAAACAUUACAGUCGAAUUGCUUAUCUCGACCUCGGUUAAUUUGCCUACCCUGUUAUGUCAAUGUCUUAGCAUUUUCUCCUCGGUUAUGUUGAUUCUUUUAGGUCGCCCAAACCUGAUAUCUGGAGCACAAAAGGUGGCCAAAUUUGCCACUUAACCUCGGUUAUCUCGAUCUUCAUGACCAAUCGCCGGUUUUAGAACUUAGCAAGAAGAAAUAACAAACAACAAAUAAUAAGUUUUUCAUAAUAAAAAUUAUUAUUUAUUACUCAAAGUACAGGACUUGUCUUUCAGAAUGAAUCUAGAAGUAAUUUAAAUAAUUAUGUUUUAAUUCGAGGUUUAAAAUCCAGGUAGAGUCCAUAUUAUAAAUGAUCAUAAUUUGCUGUGUGCAAAGCGUUGUCAUGGGCAGCCAUUCGUGGUCACUUGCAUAAUGGCUAAGCCGUGGUACUACGUCAGAGUUUCAUUCAUAUGAGUUUACCUUGUGCAAAAGCUAUUAAACCAUUGGUCAGGGAAAGCUUUAAUUAAAUAGUCAUGUGUCAAAGCUGAAAGUUCAAAAUAAGUAGUCCCUAAAUAGUAUUUUAGUAAUAAAGGGAUGCGUUGCCUUAUGUAAACUAUAUGGUUAUUGCGCAAGACAGGAUCAGCAGAAUGAGGUCACAAAAUGUGGAGGCUUCGUCCAUAGUAGAAAAUACCAAACAAACUCGCACUUUAAAAAUUCAUAGCUCAUUCGUAGCUCAAAAAGUACUAAAGUUAAAAAGUUGAUUCUGGUUUCAUUUUAAAAAUUUGCUCUAAAUAACUGUAAUAUUUAAACUAUUGUUCAUUAUUUCUUUUACUGAAGUACCUGCAUUUAUUAACGCACAUCAUGUACAUAAAGAAAUUUCAAGCACGUUUUAAUAUAUUGCCGCCAUAAUGGUUUUCGAUUAUCUUGAUCAUCUGUUAUUGCAACGCUUUUUGGCAAAUGCCGAGGCCAUCGGCUUAACCGAGUUCUACUGUAUUAGAUUUAUUUAGUGAACAAAGUCUUUAUUGCUUUAUGAAUUACUGAUGAUUAAAAAACAGAAUCAUUAAAAGCAUAAUGAAAAUAGUUUGGCUGAAAAUUGUUAAGAUUGAUGAGCACAUAGGUUUAUUAAUUUCACCACUGAUUUUAAGGCUUUUUAUUACUAGGGACCACGAUACAUGAGAACAGAGGCUCAAGAAAAAUUUAAAGGUCUCCCAUAUUCUACUGGUAGGUUACAAAAAUUUAUUCAGUACGUAACAGAAAUUUGGAAACUAUUUUGUCAAAUUUUGUACAUUACUAAAAUGAACUACCUCAAAAUAGGCCACCUAUUGCAAAUCACUGGUUUUAGUUAUCUUUUUCAUUUCUAAAAAAAAAGUAGCAGUCUCUGUGUAUUUGUAUAGCUGCUAUUGACACCACUCUUAUUGGGAAUAGAGAUUUUCGGAGAAGUCAUAUUGACAGCAAAAUUUAUUUUUAGGGUAACAAAAUUACAUUCACUAGGCCAGGGGUCAGCAACCUUUUGAGACAGAAGAGCCAAAAGUUACAAUAUACAAAAUUUACCAGUUUUUAAAGAGCCACUAACAUUUUUAUUUGAUUAAUUUUAAUAUAAUUAUUAAUAUUUGCGCAUGGAACUGGAGAGCCGCAUCUUGACAUCAAAAGAGCGGCAUGCGAGCCGCAGGUUGCCGACCCCUGCACUAGGCCAUUUGGAUGGUUUGGUGGGGGGGGGGGGGUGUGGGGGGGUGUGUUUUGAAAUAAAUAAUUAAUAUUUUGUUUGCGGGGUAUCAUUUUAAAGGUGUUAAUGAGUUCAAUAAAAAAAAAUAUUCUGGAAUUAGAAUGAAUCAUAGGCAUUUUCAGUGGUGGACUGGAGUGGCCAUGUGGCCCGGGAAAGAAAUUAAAAGCAUCCCUAUUCGAGUUUUAUUGUUAGGGGAGAGAUUGUUAUCAACCAAGUCUCAGGUAUCCUUAAUCUUACAAUGAGACCAUCGUAAUUCAAACAAGAAAUUAAAAAAUCUGAUUUACAAUUAAGAAAAAAUAAGAAUACAUUUAGACUUAAGAGUUCAAAUCUCUUUAUCACCCUUUAGAACAGACCCAAAUGACAAUCAUUCAUUAAGCAACUAAUAAAUUGGGUUUCAAAUCUUAGGUUAGUGUUGGUUUUACUACACCGUGUUUUUGUUUUUUUUGUUUUGUGUUUCAUAUUAAAAAAGAUAUUUCAUUAUUUAAUUAUUUUAUUCAUCAAUUUUUACUAUUGUAUUAUCUUUAAAUUGUCAAGCAGAAAUAAUACUCACUUAUCGUGUAGUAUUUCAAAAAUACAUAAGUGCAAAGUAUUAAUGUUAUAACCUUAUGUGGAGACCUUUAAAAUGUGCACUACCUGUGCCUCCAAAAAGCAUGAAACUGUUUUAUUAGCAGAUAUAUAUAUAUAUAUAUAUAUAUAUAUAACAUGGCGCAUUACUUAAAAAAGUUCGUCGAUUCCCUGACUUAAAACAUGUUUUUUUUUUUCAGAAAAUUAGUUUCUCAUGAUCCUUAUCUGUGUCAUAUCUUAUCAUAACUGUUAGUGGGCAUUUAAUACAAGAGUAUAAACUGUAAGUUUGGAUUUAAUAUGCAAGUUGUUAUUGUUAUGUGUUGUAUUGUAAUCCAGAAGCAGCCCAGGCUUCCCAAAUGUCACAGGGAGAUCUGCUCUUGUGGUCUAAAUGUCAUCAGCCCAUUAGGAUUUUUCCCGGUGGGCCAGUCCACCCCUGGACCUAAUGAUAAUUUUAACUAACUUGAGUAUGUCUUCUAGGAGACUUCUUGAAGGGUAAUUUCAAAGUGAGUAAAAAAAAUGUUCAAUAGAUUUGUAAAUUUGUUAAUUAAUGAACUGCAUCCUUUUUUUAAAGUGGACCUCAGUACAAGAGAAAUUGGGCCACAAGAAAAAUCUGGAUUUGUACACAAUAUUAAUGAUGAGCCUGUUACAUAUGAACCACAAAUUGCGCAUCUCAAUGAUAAACCUGUAAGUUUUAUUUUCAAAGCUUAAUUAAGAAAUUCCCUUUUUUUUUCUUCAAAUAUAUUGAGUUAUUGGUGCUGUGGUUACAUUAGAAAGAGCAUGUGGCAACCAUAGUAGAUAUGUUUAAUUAUUAUUAUUAUUUGUAGUCAUGAUAAACAAUGAUGUAUAGCAUGUAACAGCCAAUGGACGAAAAGUAGAAAAUAUGUUAGUACUUGAAAAUAUAUUCAAUUUUUCAUUUUAAAAAAAUAUUAUGAGCUGUUGACUUUUACUCCUAAAUCAAUUAUUCUUGUGAAGUUAAGCUAAAUUUUUAUAUGUAUUACCAUUGGUUUCUGUUAUAGGGCUGGUAUACCCACAGACCUACAGGAGUGUCUGUCACAAAGACUAGCUUUAUACCCAAAACAUGGUCAAGGGUAAAAACCAAAACUUUUACUUUUAAUAAUAUUUAAUUAUAAUUCCUUUCUUCUAUAAACAGACAUUUCCUUAUAAAAAUCAAAAACAAAGUACAUAGAGCUCCCCCCUUAGCAAACAAUUAAUUCUUCAUUAACCAUUACAAGAUUCAUGAAACAAGCAAGCAUGUCUUUAUUUUCUUCUUGUAAUAGUAAAAAUGAGAAGAAAUGAAAUAAUCUCAAUCAUUGUAUCUUCAUUUAUUAUUUCUUCAUUACCGAUUAAACUUAAAACCACCAUCAGUCAAGCAUUAUGUGAAGUAUAUUAUCCAUUACCAUUCUCAGGGAGAUGAACCACUGCCUGGUGGUGUUGCUCAUGGAUCUGACAGAGGAACUGGAUUUACUAGGGAAGAGGUCAAGCCCAAAUAUGUCAAUGUUAAAGCUCCUGAUGUAAGUUAGUUAAUAAGUUUUAAUGUUUUAAAGAUCCUGAUUUAAAUUACUGUUAUGUCCAUGGUAGAUAUUUUGACAGAAUAGUGUACCGGUAUUUCCAUAUUUUUCAAAGUAUAGGCCUCUCCAGAUUGUAAGUAACACUCUUACUGUUUGAUGCUAUUAUUUUGCAACAUUCUAAAGUUAUACUGCACCCUUAGUUUAGAGGCUUAAAUUUUGGGGGAAAAGUGCAACCUAUACUCAGAAAAGACGGUAUAUGAAUUUUUUUUUAAUUUAAAAAGAUAAUGUUCUUCACUUGUGACAUGUUAAACAAUUUUCUUUGAUGGGAUUGUUCAGAAUAUGUCUUCUUAAUAAAUCAUUAUUUUGUUCUACCAUUGAAAGGCUUAUGAUAAGCUAAGUGAUAUGCCAGACUCCAAAGCGGACAGAACUCGCAAAAUAGAUCCAGCAGAAUAUAUCAAUAUGCAGAAGCCUCACAACAGAACUAGGUAUUAUUACAAACUAUGUUUUUGGAAGUCUCAAAGAAAAAAAGCAUUUUCUUCGCUAGCAAAACUUUUUGACUUCAGGGUUUGUCUCAUGUUUUCAAAUUAUUUUUAAAGUCAAUGCUUGAGAGUCUUAUUUAAGGAUAAUUUUUUUUGAUGAAUUUGAUGCUAUUAAGACAAACAUAAUUUAAAAUGGGGGACAGAGUAUUCAUAUUCAUGAUCUUAAAACAUUUAAAAAGUAAAAAUUCAGUUUCAAUGCAAUUAGAUUAAAAUUUACCCAACAUGUAAACUCAUUUACACAGAAAUGUAGAAAUAGAAUAAAGGUUAAGAGUAUUUUACGUAUAGCCUCACUGGGGAGCAGUUCAGAGGUUCACAAAGGCCGGUCCCAACUGAAGCUGACAGACUUAAUUGUACCAAGGUUGGCUUUAAGGAAAACACUGGUUUCACAGAAAACAAUGCACCAUUUGUUCAAACUGAUGAUAACAAGAUGAGGUUCCUGACUCACUACAUGACCAGGUCAGAUUUUAUUUAAAGAAAUAGGGAAAUGGAUUUUUAAUAUCGGGUGUAACACAUAAAUAAUAUUGUAAAAUAAUAUUUUACUUCGUCACACAUGAUAGCAAAAAAUUCAAUACCAAUUUCAAGCAGCUUUUUCUUAAAUAGUACUGUAUUAAUAUAUCAGAGUACCUUAAAUUUGACACAUAAUGCUACGUUGUUUUUUUAAAAUGCCAAUUGAAAUUGAAAGUGUGACGAUUAAAUAAAAAUGUUUUGUCAACAAAAAUGAAAAUAAUGAAUAGCACAAAUUUUGCACAUUGUAGAUUUGGUAUAGACCCAACUCCUGUAGGCGUGGAUAGGGCUGGACACAUGAAUGGUGGAGUGCAGACGCCAAGACCUGAUGGAUUCACCAAGUCCAACACUCUCCAAACUUAUGGCACUGAGCUUCCAAGUACUCACAUCAUGCGUAGGGUUGAACCCUAUGUUGGGAGGUAUGUUACCAUUUGGAAUGUAUGCUGAAAUUAUUGGUGAUUUCUUAUAUCUACUGCCUCUUUCAAGUAUGUGCUCUUUUCUUUUUCCUUUCUCUUAGUCCACAAACUUAAGAGUUUGCAUGGCAUAUAGAUUUAAACUUCUAAAAAAUUAGUUUAUAUUGAAGAAAAAUGGCAAAAAUGUGAUACUAUCUUUUCUGUACGAUACCAUCUUUUCUUAUAGUGACUUAAAAUUAUUGUCUCUAUUAUUAAAUAUAUUCUUACUGUGAUGAAUGAGGUCAAUCGAUGAUUGAAUAUUUCUAUUUAUUAUGAACAUGUUGAUGGAAUAAUUUUUUGGACUAUGGGUUAAAAUCCACACAGACUAGUUUUGAAAUCACUUAAAUACCCUGUAAGUGCCACCAUCCAAUUUCACUAUUAAUUGGACCAGCUUUAGGGCCCCCCAUAGCUCUCAAAAGUGCACUAAGGCACAGUAUGAGAAACACUGCUCUAGAUUGCACAUAUUUUCAGUACACCUGUCAUUGUUUUCCUCUACAGAAGUAUAAGGGCCAGAAAUCAGUUUUAUGAUGAUCACACAUAUGAUGCCAAAAUACGCACCGAACUGGUAGCAUAGUAAAGCAAUAUGUUUUUCAAUAGCUUUGCCAUUAUAAAAGAGGACACGGAACACCUGAUUCGUCACCAACCAGCAGCAUACUUAUUCAACUUUUGGAAACAAAUAUUCUAUAGUAUCAAGCCAUUAUAAAUGUUCAUCUGAAGAGAAAUUAUUAUAUUAAGUCUUUAUUAUAAUAAAGAGUUCUUUGUUUUGAAUUUAUUAGAAACACUUUUGUGACUUAUCAAUAUCAUUAUCAAAAACUCAGGUCAGUUAUUUAAUGAAAUAUUCACAGACCUUUAUGUUAAAGUUGUAAUAAAAUUAUAAAAUAUAAAUGAGUAAAUAUGUAUUAUAUCAAUAACAUCACAUUCUGUAAUAUUUAUUACAAAUGUUUUGUCACCUGCUUGUUUGCUAUCAUUUGCACUAAUUAUAGGAUGAGAUGACUAAGGAAACUAAUAAACAUGGUUUUUAUUCAAUUCUUACUAAAAAAAUUUUAUAAAAAAUGUAUCAUUCUACAUUCACAUAGAUUUAAGCGUUUUUAACUGCAAAAAAAUUAAUUAAUUACUUAGAACUAGAAGAGAAUUUCUUACAGGCAGACAUACGGUGUAUAAGUUUGAUUUAGUAUUUUCCCUAAGUUUCCAACAGUGACCUAUAAAUCUGAUUUGGUACCAAAAACAAUAUAGCAAACACAAGCUCAGUCAGUCACUGUUUUUUUUAAAAUCUGGCCUUGAUUCCAUGGUAAACAAUGGACUGGAGAAACAUUAUUCAUUGACCAACUUAGUUUUAUUUCCUUUGUCUGAGUGAAAUUAGGGAAUAAUCAUUGUUUAUUUUAUUAUUGUGUAAAUUUCUUUGUUAUUUGCAUUUUUUGUUUCAUUUCAUACCCUGCUGUGAUAUAUUUUAUCUAGUUUAUCUGCCUUUUUCAAGCAUGUAAUUAAAUCAUGUAUUAUACAUUUAAAAAUGCUUUGUAUAGUUUUUAUAUUAUUAAAGUAAGUCACUGGAAUUAUUUUUCUAUUCACUGGAAUUAAUAGGCAACAUUUUAUCCCUUCUAGGACUACUAGUAGGAGUAUACAAAGUUGAACAAACCAUUUUUAAUAAGCUAAUGUGUUUAAAAUGAAAGUCUGUAAUUUUGUGGGACCUUACUAGAUUUUAUAUUAUUAAAAAUAGAAUAAGUUAUGUUUAUAUCAUAGAUCUAGUGUUUUUUUGUCUUUCAUAAAUGUAAAGAAUGCUGUUUUACUUUCCUCUCACCUCAGACACAGUUUGAGGAUUCUAAAACAAGGUUAUGUUGCCAGAGAUAUUUAAACUCUUCCACCCCCCAAAUUUUAAAAAGAAAAUACAUAACCAUUCAAAAAUAGGGCUGAGGCAC